Ornithodoros turicata is the source of this 663-nucleotide messenger RNA. RefSeq lists its product as uncharacterized. NCBI's taxonomy places the organism in Eukaryota, Metazoa, Arthropoda, Arachnida, Ixodida, Argasidae. The coding region runs from base 73 to 579 and encodes 168 amino acids. The transcript has 7 exons. The record is from RefSeq and is a predicted model, not a curated record.
GUACUCUUUCGCAUAAACUCUGUCUGGGUAACGCACACAGUACAUUCCUUUCGCAGUCGCGGGUAUAAGAGCAUGAUUGCCCUCACGAUCAUCGUCGUCAUUCUCACGCAUUCGCAGCUAUGGGAUCCGGUCAACGCAUGCAUCAAAUAUGGAUGCACAGAGGAUGAGAUAAACUUCCUGGAAAAACGCAUAGAGUACGAGGAUCGCUUGCUCACCUGCAGCUUCUUUCGAAAACCUGGGAGGGAUUGUCCGUGCUGGGACACUGAGACAAGAGGGUCACAAUGCUGGGACAUGACUGAUGCUCGAGACGGCAGGUGCUUCAAUGGGCGAUGUUACGACAGGCGAACGUACGAGUCUAUGGAAAGAAGCCAAAGGGUGAACAAGGCAGUACGAUGUCCAGCAGCACACGAUUACCUGUUUAACGAAAGGGGGGCUUUCGGCUGUCAGUAUUAUUGCCAGAGGAAGCCUCACGUGAUCGUCGAUCGUCCUGAUGGUCAUCAGUGCCUGGACCCCAGAACGGCACGUGCUGGCGGAUGCUAUGGAGGUUAUUGUCAUAAGAACUAUCGCAAUGAUGUCUGAAGAUACCAAGAGAGACAUCGAGAAAUAUCUGGUUGUUUUGGUUGUCAAUGCCUCUGUUGGAUCGAUAAAACCUAUUUGCAUGUU